Molecule: messenger RNA, 995 nt
Organism: Sycon ciliatum
Lineage: Eukaryota; Metazoa; Porifera; Calcarea; Leucosolenida; Sycettidae
Product: actin-related protein 2/3 complex subunit 3-like
Exons: 7
Coding region: 158-688 (176 amino acids)
Biological process (GO): regulation of actin filament polymerization; Arp2/3 complex-mediated actin nucleation
Cellular component (GO): Arp2/3 protein complex; cytoskeleton
Molecular function (GO): actin filament binding
Source: RefSeq, a predicted model, not a curated record
UCAGUGCAGUGCACAGAACUCCAGACCAAGAACAUAGAUCCAAAGCCACUGUCGUAGUGUGUCUUGCCAGGUCAGAUCGUGGCCAGUGCUGUUCAGCAGUUUUUCAGUGUGGAGUAGCUGUUUUUUUGGUUGUUUGUCGUCUGGCACAAAUUUCAAGAUGCCUGCCUAUCAUUCUGCGUUCAAUGACUGCGAGAGGCAGCUGGGAAACAUGGCUCUUUUGCCAGUGAACACCUCCUUCAAGGGCCCAGCACCAAGGGGAGAAAACCCCGACAUUGUCGACGAGACCCUGCAGUACUUCAAGGCCAACGUUUUCUUCAAGAACUACGAGAUCAAGGGGCCGGCUGACCGUGUCCUGAUGUACCUCACACUGUACGUCACCGAGUGCCUGAAGAAGAUGCAGAAGUGCAAGUCAAAGAAUGAGGCCACCAAGGAGAUGAACGUGUUGGGCCUGGCCUCCUUUGCCCUGCCCGGCGAGAGCGGAUUCCCGCUAAACGCCCUCUACAAGAAGCCCGAAAACAGAGGAGAGGCAGAUCAAAUGCGCAACUAUCUGAUCCAGCUUCGCCAGGAGACUGGUCUGCGCCUUGUCGACAAGGUCUACGCCGACGCCAGCAGCCCUCCCAGCAAGUGGUGGAUGUGCUUCACCAAGAGAAAGUUCAUGGAGAAGAGCCUCGCCGCCCCCGGUCAAUAAUUUUUAACGUCCCUUUUAACCUUUAUUAUCCUACCAUUAGGUGCCCUGUUCUUGUUUGCAUAUACUUUCACACAACCCAUAGGCCGAAGAUCUUAUUCAAUUCUGCAAAGUGAUAUUGCUGUUGCUGCGGUGAUCGUGUUCCCGUGCGGGACCAACGGGAUUACACGUACACCAACCUUGGUGCUCUUACAGAAGACUGCCUCAGAAAGCUGUCAGAUGAAGAAGGGUAUGCAUGCUAGCUAGCUGGACUGAUUUGUACAUAUCCACUCGCAUGAGAUGACAGUAUCGAGUAAUGGAUUCACAUUUA